CUCUUUCUAAUCCCUCCUCAUCACAGAAACGUAGCAAAUCAAAUACAGAGGAAUAUUCGCAGAUUCAAAUACAGAAAGAGAUGGAUUUCAGAGUGAUGGGUUUGGAAUCUCCAUUUUUCCACACGCUGCACCGCAUGAUGGACAUGUCAGAGGAGGGUGCAGGGGAGAAGACAAACAACGCUCCGACACAGAAAUACGUGCGAGAUGCGAAAGCGAUGGCUGCAACAGCUGCGGAUGUGAAAGAAUAUCCGAAUUCCUACGUGUUCCUGAUCGACAUGCCGGGGUUGAAAUCUGGUGACAUAAAGGUUCAGGUUGAAGACGAUAACGUGCUUUUGAUUAGCGGGGAGAGAAAGAGGGAAGAAGAGAAAGAAGGGGUGAAGUUUGUGAGAAUGGAACGAAGAGUUGGGAAAUUCAUGCGUAAGUUUGUUUUACCUGAAAAUGCAAACACUGAUGCAAUCUCUGCUGUGUGUCAAGAUGGUGUUCUCAGUGUUACUGUGCAGAAAUUGCCUCCUCCUGAACCUAAGAAGCCUAGGACUAUUGAAGUGAAGAUUGCUUGAUAUGGAAGAACUGAACAAAUGAA
Molecule: messenger RNA, 580 nt
Organism: Vigna umbellata (rice bean)
Lineage: Eukaryota; Viridiplantae; Streptophyta; Magnoliopsida; Fabales; Fabaceae
Product: 17.9 kDa class II heat shock protein-like
Source: RefSeq, a predicted model, not a curated record